CCAUUGAAACCGCCAAAUGUCGAUGUUUACAUCAUAAUCGGCUCGUCGGAAAAACAUGUCUUUAAUGAUCGAAAAGAAGGAGUGGCAUUGAACGGCACGAUGAUCUCCGGCUAAACCAAAUGGCCCGUUCGAGACCUCCGGACCUCUGUUAGCUUAAACCCUUAGUGGCAAUACGCGCCUACCCGCCCUUUUUUUCACCACAUACCACAGUAUCAUUAUCUGCAUCGGUUACCCCCUAGACACGAACAAUCUCUGUUUCUAGGAUGCUGCAUGCCUCGGAAAUCUUCCUCAAGCCUUAGCUCGCCGAUCGGAAGCAACGUCCACCCAACUACUAACUCGCGAAGCAUCGCAUGUCGUCCGCUUAGAAUAGAAAUCUAGCCACCAAAGUGUGGUUAGACAUGGUGUCCGAGUCGGCACGAGGGAGGGAGGUACUCCGCUAUUAUCAGGCAUGGCUGGAUUCUGCCGUCGGAUAUAAUCAGUCGACACAGUCUCCAGGCACGGAACAAUACCAUGCUGAUGGCUCCAGACUACGCGGUUCGAAUGACAAAGCCUUGAUUGCAUUUGCGCAGCUUGCCUGUCUAAGGCUCGGCGCGAAGAGGGCCAUUGUCACUCUCGUUUCCGAGAGUCGUGAGUACAUCAUCGCUGAGGCAACGAAAACUCUAUCGUUCGUGUCAGAACGAGGCGGUCAUGACGAGGGCGACGAUCUCUGGUUCGGGAACGCGUCAAUGCCACGCUCAGAGGGCAUGUCUCAAGAUGCCCUCACACCAGACCACUACACUUCCGCUGAUUCCGACGGGCAAAGCUUAACGACGCCCGCUUUAGCAGUCAACGACAUUCGACUAGACGACCGAUAUCGCCAUCUGGGAUUUGCGGGCGCAGGGGUCACCUUUUUCUGUGGUGUUCCCAUCAUCUCCAAAGCCGGCGUUCCCAUUGGUGUUUUCAACGUCACUGAUGACAAGCCGAGGAAUGGUUUGACCAGAUCUGAACUGGAAUUCUUGCGCGAAAUGUCGAAAAUCGUUAUGACGCAUCUGGAGUACAGUCGAAACGACGUUGCACGAUCUCGUGGGGAAACGAUGGUCAAUGGUCUUGGUCGCUUCUUGACAGGAAAAUCAAGUCUAUCCGACAAGGGUGAUCCUCAAGCCCAACAACAAGAACGCGCUGAGUACCCUGAUCAGAAGUCAGAUUCUGUACCGGCUAAACGCAACUUUCUCGGGAUGACUAUCACCGAUGCCGACCCAAGAAUACUGCGAGAUGAGAUGGCAAACGAAUCGCGACCAGAGGUAUUGUCCUCCGGGAGACCGAUCGUGAGCGCAAACAAGGCACCCAUCUCUGUGACGGGUCAACACCACUCCCCCAACCUCGGGGAUGGCAAAGGAUUCAGUCCAGGGAAAAGCUCCAAGAAUACCGGCCACAGUGUCCGACCAACAGGCCCGGGCAAUGCAACUGAUGCAGCCGGGGAGAUACAGAAGAUAUUCACUCGUGCUGCAAAAAUCCUCCGGGAGUGCACCUCAGCAGAUGGGGUGGUUUUCUACGAUGCUGUCUCAUCAAAUUAUGCAAAACGUCCCGAUAUCGCAGAUCAUCAAAAACAAUACGCUGAUACUGAAAGGGAGCGCGACGUCACCAAUGAUGAAAGUUCAUCGGACUCACAAGACAGCCUAUCGAGCAGGAGUUCUUCGACAGAUUCCGCCGGAUCGGACAACGAUCAGCGACCACACAUGCUCAGUUCCAAGGGCACCAAGUGUGAAAUCCUCGGAUACUCCCUUGACGUCUCGAUCGACUCCACGUCAAAUGCAAGGUCCAUCGAAAGCUUGCGCUUGACCGAGUCCGGCCUAAGACGUUUCAUUCGCAGAUAUCCAAACGGUAAAAUUUUUUAUUUCACUCCUGAUGGGAAUAUCUCGGCUAGUGAGGAUGACUCGGCAUCUUACCUCGGAGGAGGACUCUCUACCCAUCGGGAUAGGACGGCCAGGCGCAAUGCAAAACUGCGAUCGACACGAGCAAUUGCAGAUGAGCUUAUUAGGAUUGUUCCGGGCGCUCGCAAUGUGCUUUGGCUUCCUCUCUGGGACUUCUCGAAGCAACGUUGGAGUGCCGGGACUUUCUUGUGGUCUCGAAGGCCAGAUAGGCUUAUAGCGGCACAGGAUGAUCUGGCGUAUUUGACAACGUUUGGGAGCAGCCUCAUGAACGAGAUCUCCCGAGCCAAUGCGGUUUUCGCGGACGAUACCAAGGCCACCUUCCUUGCAAACAUCUCGCAUGAGUUACGGUCUCCUCUCCAUGGGAUCCUAGGCAGCGUGGAAUUUCUUCAAGACACGGCGCUGAAUAGUUUCCAGUCAUCAAUGGUCACCGCCGUUGAGACGUGUGGAAAAACUUUACUUGACACCGUGGAGCACGUCUUGGCUUAUGCAAAGAUCAAUCAGAUCUCGAAGAAGUACUCCAAAGAACCAGCGUCGAAAAAGUCACACAACAAGAGCGAUGACCCUGGGGUUGGCACCACAGCAAAUGACACUUUGGAAGAGGAGUUUGAUCUUAGUGUCAUGAUCGAAGAGACGAUUGAGAGUGUUUUGGCUGGCCAGACAUUCCGGCCGUCUGUCUCCCUGCCGGGCCAGAUUCGGCCGAUACACUCCAAACAGGGCCGAGGGGUUAAGUUGAUAGAGGAAAUUCGCACUGGUGUUGGACGCGGCGCUGAUGAGUUUUCGUCCAAAGUACGGCUCAGUCUCGAUAUCCAACGUCAAGAUAACUGGUGGGUACGCACACAACCCGGCGCGAUCCGCAGAAUCCUUAUGAACAUCCUGGGGAAUGCUCUGAAGUACACCGAGGAGGGGUCUAUCGAUAUUAGCUUCACAGCCGUUGAGCGUGCGGGUGCCCGUCAUGGUCGAAAGACCGUCUGUCUCUCCGUUGUGGACACGGGCAAGGGCAUGUCGGUGGAUUUCCUGCAUAACCAUGCUUUUACACCUUUCAGUCAAGAAUCUCGUUUUUCAGCCGGAACUGGACUUGGUCUCAGCAUCGUUCGGCAUCUGGUCAAUUCUCUUGGUGGCAAGAUUGAGGUCCAAAGCGAGAAAGAUCGAGGAACAGAAAUCAAAAUUUGGCUAACGUUGCCAAUGGUCAACCCCCCGUCACCACUGAGUGGAGGCCAAGUCUUACGGGAGUCCGUCAUGCAACAGACCCCUGGCAUGUCCAUCUGCAUAUUGAAGCCCAGGCGCCCGUCUGGGAAAGAUUCAGGAGAAGAAAACAAGGGCGCCGGCGCUAAAUCUAUUGUCGAAAAAUCCGUUCGACACACGCUAAAAACAUGGUUCGGCAUGCAUACGAUUGAAGCCGAAUCGAUGACGGGAAUAACAACGGACUUCUUCAUGUAUGUCGAGCCACCUCCAAUACAGUAUUUCUUGGAGCAUCACGGUCGGAAUGGCUCGGCUGAGCGAGAGAUCCCUCUGAUCAUCACGGCUACCAACACUUUCGAAAGCGCUUCCUUUUCAAGCAAUGAAAUUCAUCGGCUGACCGACCUUGGCCGGAUCCUGGAGGUCAUCUUACAGCCUUGUGGUCCCCAAAAGCUCGCAAAAGCUCUCCAUAGAUGUCUUGCGAGACUGGAUACAUUGAAACGUGAUCCCGCCGCGCAAAAGUCCGACGGUCCGGUCAGCGAAGCGAUUCCCGAGAAUCGAAAUACCUCAACGUCCGAGCUAGAAGCCCGUCCGAGCAGCGAGAGUGCUCCAGGACUCAAGGUUUCAGCGGAAGCGUCUGAUGAUGUGGACUCGGUCGCACGAUCGGCCAGCGAUGCUUCGCAGACAGAAGUCAACGCUAGCUCAUCUCUGAGUCUUUUGGGCAAAGAAAGCGCUGUCGAAACAGACAAGACCGAUACCCCGUCAGAACCACCUAACACGAACGAGGACGGUAGUGCCGUCAGAACUCCCACCCCAGUAUCACCAUCCCAACCAGGGCCGAACUCUGUGCUCCUUGUUGACGACAACGAAAUCAAUCUGAAUUUGCUUGUUGCAUUCAUGAAGCGAGCUAAACGCCCCUGUGUCGCUGUCAGGGACGGAUUGGAGGCACUGGAAGCAUUCAAGCAUGCCUGCAGCGAUGGUGGAGACGGGUUCAGACAUGUGCUUAUGGAUAUUACGAUGCCAAUCAUGGACGGCAUCACCGCGACACGCGAGAUCCGCAGUUUUGAGCGAGGGAACAAGACUGCGCAGCCGGCUACAAUACUCGCGCUGACAGGUCAGGUGGCGGAAGCGACUCGACGGGAAAUGUUUGAGGCUGGAGGAGAUUAUUUCCUGCCAAAGCCGGUCAAGUUCAAAGAGUUGAUCAAACUUCUCGACUCUUGAAUACGAAGGACGAAUGCGAAGCAACUGAAGGCAAACAUUGUUAAAGUGUCCAUACUAGUCUGGCGGCCAUACAGUACAUAAUAUCAAAGACAUGGCGAUACCGGUCUAACUUCGG
Messenger RNA from Exophiala viscosa, 4422 nucleotides. RefSeq lists its product as uncharacterized. NCBI's taxonomy places the organism in Eukaryota, Fungi, Ascomycota, Eurotiomycetes, Chaetothyriales, Herpotrichiellaceae. The record is from RefSeq and is a predicted model, not a curated record. Gene Ontology annotation, molecular function: protein binding; phosphorelay sensor kinase activity. The coding region runs from base 399 to 4307 and encodes 1302 amino acids. The transcript has 3 exons. Gene Ontology annotation, biological process: phosphorylation; phosphorelay signal transduction system.